Fusarium keratoplasticum is the source of this 879-nucleotide messenger RNA. RefSeq lists its product as uncharacterized. Bases 1 to 879 code for a protein of 292 amino acids. Lineage: Eukaryota; Fungi; Ascomycota; Sordariomycetes; Hypocreales; Nectriaceae. The record is from RefSeq and is a predicted model, not a curated record. The transcript has a single exon.
AUGACAGACUCGAACCUUGCUGGUCUCGCAAACGACUUGAACGCGCCCGAUAAUGUCGGCGAUUCGAACCUUUCCGAGUCCUUAGCCGACAUGGACCUUGAUCCAAGCUCCUUUUCGGAAGAUAAACGCUCCCGCGAAGAAUCCGAGGCUGCCGCGGAGGAGACGGACCAGUCCAGCCCCCCUACCAAGAGACAGCGCCGUGGAGAGGACAACGAUGAAGAGGAGAUGGAUGACGAGAACACCUCUAGACAACAAGGGGUCAUCCAAGAAAGCGAAGAGAACCGUGGGGAUGGGUCUCAACAACGACGGAGGAUCCUCCAAGAUGACAUCGACCACAGCGAGGAUGCGUCCCAACAACAAGACAUGGUCCAAGAUGGCGUCGAGAAUGCUUUUCAUUUGGACAAUAUUGUUAACUCCGAUCCUCCACCUGCCUACGCCAGCAACGGAGAGCCCUCAACCCCUCCAUAUCAACCCGCCGACAGCAAUGUUGCCAGCCCUGCCGUCUCGAUCGCCGAGGGCUCCAUGAUCUCUUUUGAUAUCUUGUCAGAAGACGGCUUGGACGACAUGCCACCCCUGGUGAGACUCGACCAGCAACAACAACACUCAAGGCCUCUGUCUGAUGUCUCUUCCAGAGGCGGUGAUGAUGAUAACGGUGCUUCCGGUGCUGUCUUUGUUUCGUUCUUGGCAGAAGUUUACAGGAGCCGCAUGACGAACAACAGGAGACUUGGUCGUCGGAGAGUGAGGAGGCCACACACCCCGAGGCCGGAGUGGACGACCGGCGUCCCUAAUCAACCACACCCGAGAUCGUUUGUCACGGGUCGGGAAUACAUCCGGCAUGUCAUGAGCGAGCCGCAUGAGCUCUCGGAUGAGGAGUGUUAA